CAAUACUAUUGAAUAACCAUAGAAUUAUAAAUACCUCAACAUAACUGUGUUGGGCAUCAGUCGUCUUCUAGAACAACUCGGCACACAAUCAGUAAAAAAAUAUCAUCUGUAACUUAAAUAAUCAAAUAUGAAAUAUUUUAAGGCUUGUGUCGUCGGAUUAGCUUUAAUCAGUCACUGCUUGGCUGCUGAAGACGCCAAGACUGAUAAGAAAGCUAAUACCAAAAGAAGUUACAACUUGGGAUAUUCCGGAAUCUCUGACGCUUCUUGGGGCUUAGGCGGUUCAUCGUUGGGUGGAUAUGGAUUGGGACUGUCUUCUGGAAUCGCUUCAGGAUACGGUUCUGGAAUCGCUUUAGGAUACGGUUCUGGAAUCGCUUCAGGAUACGGUUCCGGUUAUGGAUACGGCCAUCAUGUGCCCACAAAGGUCAGCUCCUCAGAUCACGUCGAACAAGUUUCCGUUCCGCAACCAUAUGCAGUUCCAGUCACCCGUCACGUUCCAGUUUCAGUCCCACACCCAGUGCCCGUAGAAGUCCCAAGGGCCGUUCCAAUCAGCGAACCACAUCCAGUACCAGUCACCGUCAAUAGACCAUACCCAGUCGAAGUUCCUCGUGCCGUCCCAGUCAGUGUACCACACCCAGUACCAGUUGAAUUAAACCGUGCCGUGCCAUACCCAGUUGCUCGUCCAUAUCCCGUAGAAAUUAACCAAGCCGUACCAUAUUCCGUACCUACUCCAGUCAUCACCCCAGUCGCUGUCCCAGCACUAGCCACCUCUUCUUACGGAGCUCCAUUGUCCGGCUACUCUUCUUACGGUUCAUCUUUGGGUGGCUUGUCUUACGGAUCGUCUUUGGGAGGCUUGUCUUACGGAUCAUCUUUGGGAGGCUUGUCUUACGGAUCAUCUUUGGGAGGCUUGUCUCACGGUUUAGCUUUGGGAGGCUUGUCUCACGGAUCAUCUUUAGGAUACUCUGGUGCCUCUCUCGGAUACGGAAGCGGAUAUGGUUUAUCCAAAUACGCACACCAUGCUUGUGUCGUCGGAUUAGCUUUAAUCAGUCACUGCUUGGCUGCUGAAGACGCCAAGACUGAUAAGAAAGCUAAUACCAAAAGAAGUUACAACUUGGGAUAUUCCGGAAUCUCUGACGCUUCUUGGGGCUUAGGCGGUUCAUCGUUGGGUGGAUAUGGAUUGGGACUGUCUUCUGGAAUCGCUUCAGGAUACGGUUCUGGAAUCGCUUCAGGAUACGGUUCCGGUUAUGGAUACGGCCAUCAUGUGCCCACAAAGGUCAGCUCCUCAGAUCACGUCGAACAAGUUUCCGUUCCGCAACCAUAUGCAGUUCCAGUCACCCGUCACGUUCCAGUUUCAGUCCCACACCCAGUGCCCGUAGAAGUCCCAAGGGCCGUUCCAGUCAGCGAACCACAUCCAGUACCAGUCACCGUCAAUAGACCAUACCCAGUCGAAGUUCCUCGUGCCGUCCCAGUCAGUGUACCACACCCAGUACCAGUUGAAUUAAACCGUGCCGUGCCAUACCCAGUUGCUCGUCCAUAUCCCGUAGAAAUUAACCAAGCCGUACCAUAUUCCGUACCUACUCCAGUCAUCACCCCAGUCGCUGUCCCAGCACUAGCCACCUCUUCUUACGGAGCUCCAUUGUCCGGCUACUCUUCUUACGGUUCAUCUUUGGGUGGCUUGUCUUACGGAUCGUCUUUGGGAGGCUUGUCUUACGGAUCAUCUUUGGGAGGCUUGUCUUACGGAUCAUCUUUGGGAGGCUUGUCUCACGGUUUAGCUUUGGGAGGCUUGUCUCACGGAUCAUCUUUAGGAUACUCUGGUGCUUCUCUCGGAUACGGAAGCGGAUAUGGUUUAUCCAAAUACGCACACCAUUAAU
This is a messenger RNA of Daktulosphaira vitifoliae (grape phylloxera), 1868 nucleotides long. RefSeq names its product mucin-4-like. Bases 128 to 1867 code for a protein of 579 amino acids. NCBI's taxonomy places the organism in Eukaryota, Metazoa, Arthropoda, Insecta, Hemiptera, Phylloxeridae. The transcript has 4 exons. The record is from RefSeq and is a predicted model, not a curated record.